AUGGGGCCGUCCACUCAGCCUGAUUUAUAUGUUAGCGGAGGUGAUGUUCAGCUGGCUGGGGAUGCCUGCUUCAGCUACCGCCAUCUGCGCUCUGCUGGUGAUGGGCCAACAGGAUAUCAUCCCAAAUUCUUUGUUCCUAAGGCCAAGGUUGAUGCGGUCAAGGUGCGAAUGGAGGAGGCGAGGAAGCGACCUGUCCAGGUCACAGCACCAGAUGAUGGGUGUUCAGAGAAUUGGACUGCUGCCAACGAGAAGAAGAGACUUGCGGAUCCGAAAAGAUAUGAUGCAAGUGGUAUAUUUGCGCUUACCUGCCGCCACUCCCAAGUCCUCUUUACAUGCAAUAUUGACACUCCAGGAGAGCGCCACCAUUAUAUUAUUGCCCUCCUGGAGGAAGUGCUGUCUCAUCUUCCUUCGGAGGCUACGGCCUGUCAAGCGUAUGAUGUCGGCUGUAUUGUCGAUCGAACUCUUACUCUGUAUAAUAUCCUUGAUCCUGGUGUUCGGGAGCGCGUCGCAUUUGUGCUCAAUGCCAUGCAUGCUUAUGGGCAUGAAUGGAGCUGUCAGCUAAAAUACAACCCACGCAUGGUAGUUGGAAUGGGGUUGACAGACAACGAGUGCAUUGAGCGUCUCUGGUCACGAAUCCGAAAACUUAUUCCCAUCACUCGUGGGCAAUGGAAUUCACGACGUAUCUGGACAAUUGACCAAUACGUAGCCUUCGUCAAUGAAGAUGGAUUCUACAAUCUCGGAAAUUGGAUUGUUCGACAAGAGUCUAAAAACUAUGCUAGCAAGUUCAAGACUGCUCGGGCCAAUCUCAUUCGUGCUGGAGUUCCAAUUUCAGAGCUUCAAACAGAAUGGGAGGCUCAGAGAGCCUCACAGACCUCUCUCCGUAGGCAUGCUCCAAAGCGUUUACGGCGUGAGCUCGACAAAGUGAUUGCACUACAGGCUCAGAUCGAUCUUGUCGAGAAGUCGAUUCUGGAGGUUCGUUCAACAAUAGCUGGUGACACCACUGCCUCCGAUGCCCAACAACUUUUACGCCAGCUCGAAUCAACCCACUCAGAGCUUUCCAAACAGGCUGAGGCACUGUAUGCUUCACUGAACAUUUCUAAAAUCUAUCCCGAACUCCAAGGUCUCUCUCCCGAGGUUGCACAUCUACUUCUGAUGAUGCGCGACCUCAAGAUUAGCAUACGGAGGAAGGCAGUAGGGUCUUUUCAAGAGUGGGAGACACUCGACCAAGCAGUAUCAGGCCGCCGGGAGCCUCUAGGAACAAAGUUAUAUCAGGCAACUCGCUCUACCAUCACCAAACGGCAACCCGCAUUGAUGAAGGCUCUCAAAAAGUUCAAUGAUUAUUGUGCAGAGUUUGAGCAACUUCGACCUGCAGACUGCCAUAUUCCUGUUCCACAUCCACUUCCUACUCAACUCAGUGCACUCCGGGAGGACACUUCCUUGCAUGAGGAUGUUUGGAUCACACCAUCAGAGGGACGACCGCCACGCUGGCUCGAAGAUGAAGAUGUCCGACAAGGUAUUCGGAGCCUCCUUACUCUCAAUCGGUGUCAGGAGGAGAUGGUUCGCUUGGCAGCAGAGCGUCGCAACAUGCACCAGUGGUUAGAGGAUGAGGACAGAAUUCUGACCUAUACAAUGGAACACUACCAAGAAGAGUCAGAGCCUAGUGUGGAUAUCACUGUGGAUGGUAGUAUUGAUGCACAUGAGGCACUCAUUUUUGAGAGUGAAGAGGGUGAUGGUCUGGAUAUUAACUAUACUUUCAAGAUUGAGGUCCAACCACCUCCCAGACAAGUAGACCUACAUCUCUUCCAGGUCUUACAGGAAUAUGCAACCAACAACCCAAGUAUACCGAAUGCUCCCACAUCCCGAACUAUUGUUGACACUGUUGGGCGGAAGCUCCAUAUCGACUCCGAGGACCUCAAACGCCUCCAACAUCGCACUCGAUGGCUCAACAAUUUCUGUCUCAAUGGUGUUGCUGCCUUGGUUAUGAAAAAUUUUGCUUCCCCUGACAUCUCUUGUGCACUACUGAGUACUCUUGAUCUUCACAGAGUCCAGUAUGACACCAAUGAUUCUGUUCUCUGGCACCAUUUGGCUCCAACAGAAUAUUGGAACAAGGAGCUCUGGCUCAUUCCUAUUCAUCGGAGACAACAGCAACACUGGGUCUUUUGCUAUUGCCUCCCCCAAGGAGCAGAUGCUGUUCUUCUAUGA
Messenger RNA from Mycena indigotica, 2202 nucleotides. RefSeq lists its product as uncharacterized. The record is from RefSeq and is a predicted model, not a curated record. The transcript is spliced from 8 exons. NCBI's taxonomy places the organism in Eukaryota, Fungi, Basidiomycota, Agaricomycetes, Agaricales, Mycenaceae. Bases 1 to 2202 code for a protein of 733 amino acids.